Molecule: messenger RNA, 1996 nt
Organism: Durio zibethinus
Lineage: Eukaryota; Viridiplantae; Streptophyta; Magnoliopsida; Malvales; Malvaceae
Product: heterogeneous nuclear ribonucleoprotein Q-like
Molecular function (GO): RNA binding
Source: RefSeq, a predicted model, not a curated record
UCCAAUUCGUUGUGGUUCUGGAACGAAGAAUCACACUCGUUAGGUAGUCCGAUUAUAAAUUCUCGUAAGAAUACUCAUUGGAGAAAAAAAAAAAAACAGCCAAAAUUUCAACCUAAUUAUAUUUGUCAAACCCCACUCCCAGAUAGACAAAAACCCAUCAAAUCUAAAGUGACAAAGCCAAUAAAUUAUCAAUUGUUAUUUGAUGAGCUGAAUUGGGCCACGAACCAUUCAUGGCGGAGAAUGCAGAAGUUGAUGAGAGGGUGGAUCUUGACGACAAUUACAUGGAGGAAGAGGAUGAUGAUGUCGAAGAACAUCUAGAUGAGGACGGAGUGGAUAAUGUUGGUGAUGGAAAUGGGGAAGAAAAUGAUGAAGAGGAGUAUGAGGACUCAAAAUCUGGGGUGGAUGGAAAAGAUCAAUCAUCGGAAGUAGAAAGAAGCCACGGUGAAGCGGAGCAUGUGGAAGAUGAAGAAAAGCCCAUGGUUUCUGUUAGUGAAGAAGAAAAAGCAAAGCAUGCUCAACUUCUUGCCUUGCCUCCCCAUGGUUCUGAGGUUUUCAUUGGGGGGCUUCCAAAGGAUGCCUCAGAAGAAGGCUUGAGAGAACUUUGUGAACCAAUAGGAGAAAUUUUUGAGAUACGAUUAAUGAAAGAUAAGGAAUCUGGUGAAAGCAAGGGUUAUGCUUUUGUGGCAUUCAAAUCGAAAGAGGUUGCACAAAAGGCAAUUGAAGAGUUGCAUAGUAAAGAGUUCAGGGGUAAAUCAAUAAGGUGUUCACUCUCUGAAACUAAGAACAGAUUAUUUAUUGGUAAUGUUCCAAAGAGCUGGACUGAGGAUGAGUUCAGAAAAGUCAUUGAUGGUGUUGGUCCUGGAGUUGAAAAUAUUGAACUCAUAAAGGAUCCUCAGAUUACGAGCCGUAAUCGUGGUUUUGCUUUUAUCUUGUACUACAACAAUGCCUGUGCUGAUUAUUCUAGGCAGAAAAUGUCAAGUGCAAAUUUUAAGCUGGAUGGCAAUACCCCUACCGUCACCUGGGCUGAUCCAAAGAGUACACCUGAUCAUUCUGCUGCUUCACAGGUGAAGGCUCUGUAUGUGAAAAACAUUCCUGAUAACACUUCUACUGAGAAACUGAAGGAAGUAUUUCAGCGCCAUGGGGAAGUAACAAAAGUGGUUAUGCCACCUGGCAAGGCUGGGAAGCGGGAUUUUGGGUUUAUACAUUAUGCUGAAAGGUCAAGUGCUUUAAAGGCUGUCAAAGAUACUGAGAAAUAUGAAAUAGAUGGCCAAGUCUUGGAGGUUGUCCUUGCCAAACCUCAGACUGAUAAGAAAACCGAUGCAGCAUAUCCUUACAGUGCUGGGCUCCACCCAAACCUUCUUCCUCAUCCUGGUUAUGGUGGUUUUACUGGAGCUUCAUUUGGUUCUGUAAGUUCUGGUUUUGGUGUUGCUACUAGUUUUCAGCAGCCAGUAAUAUAUGGAAGAGGGCCAAUGCCAGCAGGGAUGGCUAUGGUACCCAUGGUUCUACCAGAUGGCCGAAUAGGAUAUGUCCUUCAGCAGCCUGGAGUGCAGAUGCCAACCCCUCGCCCUCGAAGAGUUGAUCGGAGCACUGGUCCAGGUGGGCCAGCAGGCCGAGGUGGAAGUAGUGGUAGUGAUGAUGGCAACCGCAGCAGAAGGUAUCGACCCUAUUAGUUUGUAAAAGUGUAGAGACAUAUGUUGUAGCUUUUCGGAAACAGGAGACAUUAUAGUUGGAUGACUGAUUAUGUGGACGAAUAACAAACUCCUUAACCACCCUCGGUCUCUCUCUUUCACUCUCUCCUCCCAAGUCCAUCACCAAAAAUCAAGGAGAAAAACAAAAUAGAAAGAGUGAAAACAAUGUUGGAAUCGGGAAACUGGAGCAUCAUGUAAAACUUGAAUGUUUUUAGGAGAGGCUUUUGAAUUAUUGUUUGACAAGUUUAAUUGUACUUCGUGGUAUUGUUUUAUUGGCACAUAUUGUCCCAAGGGCUGUUCAGGCUCUA